Molecule: messenger RNA, 3039 nt
Organism: Limanda limanda (common dab)
Lineage: Eukaryota; Metazoa; Chordata; Actinopteri; Pleuronectiformes; Pleuronectidae
Product: ephrin type-A receptor 5
Exons: 19
Coding region: 1-3039 (1012 amino acids)
Biological process (GO): axon guidance; protein phosphorylation; cell surface receptor protein tyrosine kinase signaling pathway
Cellular component (GO): neuron projection; plasma membrane
Molecular function (GO): ATP binding; protein binding; transmembrane-ephrin receptor activity
Source: RefSeq, a predicted model, not a curated record
AUGCCAUCUCGCUGGUGGAGGAGUUGUGGCGUGCGGCUGGUGGCGUGGACGCUGGUCUGGAGUCUUGCGUGGUGCAUCCCCGCAAAUGAAGUGAAUCUGCUGGAAUCCCGCUCGGUGAUGGUGGACCUGGGAUGGGUGGCCUACCCUAAGAAUGGAUGGGAGGAGAUCGGCGAAGUGGACGAGGACUACGCCCCCAUCCACACCUACCAAGUGUGCCGGGUGAUGGAGCAGAACCAGAACAACUGGCUGCACACCAACUGGAUCCUGACGGAGGGCGCCCAGCGGGUCUUCAUCGAGCUCAAGUUCACCCUGAGGGACUGCAACAGCCUGCCCGGGGGGGUGGGCACCUGCAAGGAGACCUUCAACAUGUACUACUACGAAACCAACGGGGACGAGGAGGAGAUGGAGGAGGGGGAGAUGAGGGACGGGACGGGCAUGACGGAGGAGGAGGACCGGCUGAUGAAGGAGAGCAGAUACAUCAAGAUCGACACCAUCGCCGCUGAUGAGAGCUUUACCGAGCUGGACCUGGGCGACCGCGUGAUGAAGCUCAACACCGAAGUGCGCGAUCUAGGCCCUUUAACACGGAAAGGCUUCUACCUGGCGUUCCAGGAUCUGGGCGCCUGCAUCGCCCUGGUCUCCGUGCGGGUUUUCUACAAGCGCUGCCCGUUUCUGGUGAAGAGUCUGGCCGAGUUCCCCGACACCAUCCCGGGCUCGGAGGCCUCCCAGCUGGUGGAGGUGGUGGGCCGCUGCGUCAACAACUCCCUGCCUUUAUACGAGCCUCCCAGGAUGCAUUGCAGCACGGAGGGCGAGUGGCUGGUGCCUAUCGGGAAGUGCGUGUGCCAGCCGGGGUUUGAGGAAGUCAGCGGAUCCUGUCAAGUGUGUAAGAUGGGGUUUUACCGCUCGCUGCUGGAGGCGGCGGCCUGCAGUAAGUGCCCCCCCCACAGCGUGGCCCGGCAGACGGGCGCCACCGCCUGCAGCUGCGAGGACGCAUACUACAAGAUCGACUCGGACCCCCCCAACAUGGCGUGCACACGUCCUCCGUCUCCUCCACGCAACGCCAUCUCCAACGUCAACGAGACCAGCGUCUUCCUGGAGUGGUCCGUUCCCAUGGAGACGGGCGGCAGGAAGGACGUGCGCUACAACAUCCUGUGCCAGCAGGUCCUGCCCGACGGGAGGGGCCUGGAGGAGUGCGGCGCCAACGUGCGCUUCCUGCCGCGCGGCGUCGGCCUCUCCAACACCUCGGUGAUGGUGGCCGACCUGCAGUCGCACACCAACUACAGCUUCCUGCUGGAGGCCGUCAACGGGGUGUCGGCGCUCGCCAAGGAGCACGCCAAGCAGUACGUGUCCCUGAACGUGACGACCAAUCAGGCAGCCCCCUCCCCAGUGAGUGUGAUAAGGAAAGGUCACACGGAGAAGAGCAGCAUCGCCCUUUCUUGGGCAGAACCGGAUCGUCCCAACGGCAUCAUCCUGGAGUACGAGAUCAAGUACUUUGAAAAGGAGCAGGACUCCAGUUACACGAUAAUAAAAUCCAAAGAGACGGAGAUGGUGGUGGACGGUCUGAAGCCGUCUUCAGUUUACAUCUUCCAGGUGCGAGCCAGGACCUCAGCGGGCUACGGAGCAUUCAGCCGGCGGUUUGAAUUCCAGACCAGCCCUUACUUAACUGCCACCAGUGAGCGAGCUCAGGCAUCUAUAAUAGCGGUGGCCAUUACGCUGGCUCUGGUCCUCCUGGCAGUGGUCGCUGGAUUCCUGCUGAGCGGACGGCGAUGCGGCUACAGCAAAGCAAAGCAGGAUCCUGAAGAGGAGAAGAUGCACUUCCACAACGGCCACAUUAAGUUCCCCGGGGUCCGCACCUACAUUGACCCCCUCACCUACGAAGACCCCAACCAGGCGGUGCACGAGUUCACCCAGGAGAUCGACGUCUCCUUCAUCUCCAUAGAGAGGAUCAUCGGAGCCGGCGAGUUUGGGGAGGUGUGCAGCGGACCACUGAGGCUGCCCGGCAAGAGGGAGAUCCAGGUUGCCAUCAAGACGUUGAAAGCAGGAUACACGGAGCAGCAGAGGCGCGACUUCCUCUGGGAGGCGUCCAUCAUGGGCCAGUUCAACCAUCCCAACAUCAUCCGGCUGGAGGGCGUCGUCACCAAAAGCAAACCAGUGAUGAUUAUCACAGAAUACAUGGAGAAUGGAUCACUGGACACAUUCCUUAAGAAAAAUGACGGUCAGUUCACGGUGAUCCAGUUGGUGGGGAUGCUGCGCGGCAUCGCGUCUGGCAUGAGGUAUCUGUCCGACAUGGGCUACGUCCACCGGGACCUGGCAGCUCGUAACAUCCUGGUGAACAGCAACCUCGUGUCUAAAGUGUCCGAUUUCGGUUUGUCCCGAGUCCUGGAGGACGACCCGGAGGCUGCGUACACCACACGGGGUGGAAAGAUUCCUAUUCGCUGGACGGCUCCUGAGGCGAUCGCAUACAGGAAGUUCACCUCGGCCAGCGACGUGUGGAGCUACGGCGUGGUGAUGUGGGAGGUGAUGUCAUACGGAGAGAGGCCGUACUGGGAGAUGUCCAAUCAAGAUGUAAUAAAAGCAAUAGAGGAGAGCUAUAGGUUGCCAGGUCCUAUGGACUGCCCCGAGGCUCUGUACCACCUAAUGAUGGACUGCUGGCAGCGAGACCGCAGCAGCCGGCCCAAGUUCGACGAGAUCGUCUGUCUACUGGACAAACUCAUCCGCAACCCCAGCUCAUUAAAGAAGCUGGUCAACUCGUCGCACAGGGUGUCCAACCUGUUAGUGGAGCACGCCAACGUCCAGGGGGGGGACUGCAGCGCUCGCAGCCAGACCGUCGGCGAGUGGCUGGACUCCAUCAAGAUGGGUCGUUACACAGAGCUCUUCAUGGGAGGAGGUUACUCUACACUGGAGACGGUGGCUCAGAUGACGUCAGAGGAUCUCCGGCGAGUGGGCGUGAAUCUGGCCGGCCAUCAGAAGAAGAUCAUCACUAGCAUCCAGGAGAUGAGAGUCCAUAUGAACAGCACUGUCAACUCCACUGUCAACAUGUGA